This is a messenger RNA of Cladocopium goreaui, 4767 nucleotides long. Lineage: Eukaryota; Dinophyceae; Suessiales; Symbiodiniaceae. The record is from the annotation of a GenBank genome assembly.
AUGUGUGGACCUGUCCCUGUCAUGGCUAUGGCAAGCUCCAGUGAUGGCCAGUCAGUUCAAGACUGGGAUGGCAAUUGGGAGGGGUGGCAGUGGCAGUGGCAGGCAACUGCCUCUGGUCAUUGGACAAAGGUGUGGACCAAGACUAAGGAGGCUGAGAAGGAUGUCGCUGAUAAAGAGCCAGAGUCAGAGGGAGAGGUAGAUAUCCCUAUGGAGCCAGCAGACACUGAUGGCACAGAGUCUGAAACCAGCUCCAAAGACUCAGGGCACCAAGACCUCAGGGACAUUGAGGACCUGAACAGCUACCAGUUGUCCAGAGACUUGUUCUGGGAGGCUGAGAAGAGAGUGAGGUUCUGCAAAGUUGCUAUGGCCAAGAGCAAGGGCAACUUGGCUGCCUACAAGGCUGUUUCUGAGAAGGAGCAGCAUGUGGCUGAGGGCCAGUUGGCUGCACCAGCCCUUUCAGAGUGCAUUGAGGUGGUUGCACCUGGGGAAGCUGGCCAGACAGGCCAGAAGGCAUUCACUUUGCCAUAUGGUGUGUGCACUUUGCCAGACUUACAGCAAAGGGCCUACAUCAACAAAGAUGGCAAAGCUGAAUGGGUUUGGGCCAGGGUGCACAGCUACUGCCAGAUCCAGAAGGAACCUGGCAGAAUGCUGAUGCACAGCAAAGAUGCACUCCUGAAAGAGCUGGGAGAGCUUCAGGUGCCUGAGGCUGGCCUCCAUUACAGGGGCAUGGACACACCAGCUGGUGAGUCUGACUGGAAGGACCACACUUUGGAAUCCUCAACUUUGCUUGGGGCCUUGGUGUACCUCUCCAAAUUGAGACAACUGAAGGAAAAUGCAAAAGUCAAAGCCAUGAAGCUCCUGUUGGAGCUGGCAGGGAAAGCCUUGCCAUUUGCCAACCUACAUGCUCCAAAGGCCUACUGGCCCCAUGGCAAGUGCCCAGCUCUUCUUCACACCCCAGGGCCUGACACAGGAUUGGGGCAAGUGAAAGGAAGGGGCCAACUGCUCUGGACUGCAAUUGGUUCCACUACCUUGCCUGAGCUGGUCUUUCACCUAGGCACCUGGCUGGAUGCCCUUGCUUUGGCCAUGAAGGAGGAGCCACUUCAGAUGCUCCCCAUUCUGAAGACCAAAGAAGGCAAUGCCAGGCUGCUGGCAGAUCCAGUGAACCGCAUGCUGCUUCUGUGGAAGCUUAGGAGAAGCAAGCAGCAUAGGUUGGAGAUAGCUGGCACACAUGGUGAUCUGGGUGGCAACACCAUCAGAAUGAUGAGGUAUGAAGCAUAUCUGGAUUGCCUUUUGCACAGCAAGGCCCUUGAGUAUGCUUUCAGUGGCUACAAGCAAGUCUGUGUCUCCUGGGACCCCAGCUCCUAUGGUGGCAAAGACAUUUUCAUUGGAUGCUUGUAUGUGCCACAGUGCAACCAAGCUGCAUACCUCAUGAGCCAGCAUUUGGGUGCCACCUACCUUGGAGAAUUGGAUGGGUCAUUGCUUGAGCUGGGCCAAGCCAGAAAACUCACCAGACUUGAGGGCUACAGGGAGGUCAAAGGCCUAAGCUCAUCACUGGAAGGUGUGGGGCUGUCCUUGAAGGACUUCUUUGUGCCUGAAGGACUGGUGCUCAGGCCUUUGGCUCCCCAUGAGCUCAGGAUUCAAGGUCCAGGUGGGAGAUGGUACAUCCAAAAUGAAAAGACUGGAGAGACCAAACCUGAAGCCCCAGAGGACUUUGAUUUUGGGGCUCUUCCUGCUCUCAUCUCCAUUUCAGACCAAGGGCCAGCAAACACAGCUGCACUCAACUACUUGAUGUUUAGCUCCAAGGCUUUGCUUCUGUGGUCCCUAUGGGACCCUUAUCACAGAGCUUGGAACGACCUCAAGUUGGCCCUCAAGCGCUGUGCUGGUGAUGGGUGGAGAACAGUGCUAGAACUCACCCUGGUUGCCAAUAUGAACUAUGGCCCAUUUGGAAGUGGCAGUUGGUUUUUCAAAAAGAAAGCCAAAUUGCAAGACUUCCUGAUGACCAGGGAUGUGAACAGUCCUGCCUGGAACAACUUCCAGCAUCUUAUUUGUCAAGAAAGAAGGGUUUCUGAACCCAGCAAUCUGGAAGAAGCACAGGAACUGUUCACUGAGAUGGCUAGCCUGCAAUCCUUCAACACCAAAGGCCCAUUGGUGAAGCUCAUGCGCUGGUUCUCAUUUUUCGAGUCAAUGGCAUUCCUGGAUGGUGAGUUUUAUAUGACUAAACUCAUCCUUCUCCAUGCUGCUGAGAAAGCAGAUGCUGGCUCAGAGGCAGAGAUUGAUGAGGGCUUGCCACAGGAAAAAGACCACAAGAAGGAGCUUGCAGAGCUGAAAAAACGCAAGGGCACAUGGAGGUUAGCCCCAAGCCUCAUCAAUGGCAAAUCCCUUUGCAUGAAGGACUGCAUCAUGGCCUGUGGGAAGGCAAUAUGGCAGAACUUCUCUGAGAGAGCAAGGGAGGUUUGCUCCCCCAUGCAGGUGAAGGAGCUGAACAUAGCAUGUGCUCAGAGCAGGUUCUGGGCUUGUGAGCUCUUGGACAUGUUGGAAUCUUCUUUGGAGGAGGAGAAAUGCCUGAAGCACCUCUUUCCAGAAUUCCAAGGGCAUGAAAGUGCCAUGACCUGGCAUUGUGACCUCUUGGCCAAGCUCCUGGAGACCAGGGCAAUGAGCUUGGCUGUCUUCUACCUGAUGCCACCCAGCCUCUACUGCCACCUGCUGUCCUAUGACCCUGAGGUGUCCAGGGAAGCACAUGACUUGGCGCGGAAGCAUUGGGGCAUGUUGCUAGCAGCUGAGGAGGCCCAUGCUGCUGGUGCAACAGUCAAGCCUUUGUCCAGCAUCUACUGGAGGUUCAGCCCACUCAUCAGGGCUUUGUUCAUGGCUUUUGAGGAAGAUGCCCGCAAGUGCCUAGUGUACACCACACAAAGUCAAGCCAUGAGAUUGCAGCUGCUCUUCACUCAGCACCUGGGAGAUUCCAGGCUGAUUGAGAACAUUCACCAACAUGGAAGAGAUCUUUGCAGGGCCAGCAAAUCCAAUUCCAUGUCGAAUGUGAGCAUUAUGGCCAAUGUCUUGAGAUGUGGUGUACUGGAGGGCAGGAAAGUCCCUAUGGUUGCUGCCAAGGAGAUCAUGAAGGCAACUGGCAUGGCCUGGCAUUCCAAGAACAAGGAGCCUGUGGUUCAAAAGUUGAGAACUCAUGGGAAGAAGCUGCCUGUGGAAUUGCAGCAGAUGAUGGCACCCAACAAAAAGGGCAAUGAGCAGUGGCCAUCUCCAAGCCCUGGCUCUUUGUUUGAAAGCUGUUGCUCCACAGACUGGCUCUUCCAUUACUUCUCAGACCAAGCUGCCACAGAUGCAGAUGUCAAUUCUGCAUGGCUUUGUUGCCUUGCCAGGCCAGGGGCCAUCUUGGCACAACAAUCCACUUCAUCAGUGGUCAUGGUCAUUGCUUCUGCAGAGUACAGCUUCUUGGGUGUGGCCAUGGAGGCCAAAGUGGGCUUGACAUUGGAAAGGACCUUCCACUGUGUUGUGAGGCGGGAUUCCAUUGGCUUCCACCACAUCACAGACUUGGAUGAUUGGUUGGAGUUGCAGGUGGAGCCUUGCCUCACCACAGCAGGAGGAACUAGGGGCCCCAUUGGUUGGCGGAAGAUUGCUGAGCCUCUCACCUUGGAUUUAGCUGCUUUGCUGAAAGGCAUCACCUUGACAUUUCUGCAGCUCAAGGAUUUGGUUGUGGCAUUGGGGGGCUCCAAGAAAGGCAUAGCUUCCAAGAAGGCUGCCAUAGAGCUCCUCAUCACCAUGGCCUUUGCUGCUGACAAAGUGGAAGAGGUGAAGGCAAUGUAUGCUGCUGAAGAGGAAGCCAGGGGUGAUGAGCAGAUGGACUCUGAUCUCUCUGAAUUGGUCUCUGAGCUUGGGCAAGAUGAUGCCAACACCCAAGACCUCAAAGACUUGAAGGAGAAGAAGCAGGCCUACAGACAAAAGAAAGCCCUCAAGAAGGCAGAGCAGCAGGUGCUGCUGCAGGGCAAGGAGAAGUCCAGGAAGGGCAGGGGCAAGGGCAAAGGAAAGGCCAAAGGAAAGGCCAAAGCCAAAGGAAAGGCACAGGCUAAGCCCAAGGAGGAAAAGCCCGAAACCUUCUUGGAAAGUGUCAUCAGGAGGGCCAAAAAGCUGGCUGCACAAAGGGACCAAGGAGCAAUGGCUGAGAUUGUCAAGCAGGAAAGGCAUGUGGAAAUGGAGGUGGCAAAGGAGAUGACUGAUGAUCCAGAACAGGUGAGAAAGGCUAAGGCUGCUCCUGCUGAGGAGGCUGAUGUUGACAUGAAUGAUAUAUUUGGAGAUGCUGUGCCAGAAGGCCCUGAUGCAGGUGCAGCACCUUCUUCUUCGUCUGGGCCUCAUCAAAGGGCCCCAAAGACUUACAAGUCACCUGAUGACAUCUUGGGCCUCCUGAACCCACCAGGCUGCAAAUUCACCUUGAGUGGCAUGGACCACAGGUUCAAGUCUGAGUGGGAGGAUGACCUCCCUGAACUGGAUCAUCCAUACAGCCAAAAGAGAUUCUCUGCAUCCUUUGCUAAAAGAAGAACUUGGCAGGAUGCCCUGAGCCUUGUGCAUGAGCGAAAUUGGCAGAAAUGGAACCUUGUGAAAGAUGAGUAUCUGCUGGGUGAAGGUGAGGAGCCACAGAAGCCUGGUGUGAUUCCACAGGAAUUGCAAGAUCUUUUGCAGGUGGAAAUUGCCAAGCUUGGGAAGCCAAAAACUUAUGCCAAGGGUGCUGCUGGAGAAGAUGACACCCAGAUGGCAGAGUGA